Messenger RNA from Perognathus longimembris pacificus (Pacific pocket mouse), 6250 nucleotides. RefSeq names its product valine--tRNA ligase, mitochondrial-like. Gene Ontology annotation, biological process: valyl-tRNA aminoacylation; nucleotide-excision repair. Gene Ontology annotation, molecular function: ATP binding; ATPase activator activity; aminoacyl-tRNA deacylase activity. The transcript has 44 exons. The record is from RefSeq and is a predicted model, not a curated record. The coding region runs from base 159 to 5018 and encodes 1619 amino acids. Gene Ontology annotation, cellular component: transcription factor TFIIH core complex; cytosol. NCBI's taxonomy places the organism in Eukaryota, Metazoa, Chordata, Mammalia, Rodentia, Heteromyidae.
UCCUUGCCUGUUCUUCCGAUUUCUUCGCUCCUGUUUGAAAUCUUUCGUCGUUCUUUUUGUCUUUGCCUCGUGUGUUUCACGAUUUUUCUCUUUAUCUCUGGAAGCGAAGCGACGGUUCGAGAUCCGGUGUGCGCGAGGGGGGUCGACGCCGAGUAGCGAUGGAGAACACCCCCUCUGCAAGGGGUGGACUCAACAGGGUGCACCUACAAUGCAAGAAUCUUCAGGAAUUCCUGGGGGGCCUGAGUCCUGGGGUAUUGGAUCGUUUAUAUGGGCACCCUGCCACUUGCCUGGCGGUCUUCAGGGAGCUCCCAUCUCUGGCUAAGAACUGGGUGAUGCGGAUGCUCUUUCUGGAGCAGCCUUUGCCGCAAGCUGCCGUGGCUCUGUGGGUGAAGAAGGAAUUCAGCAAGGCCCAGGAGGAAAGUACAGGGCUGCUGAGUGGCCUCCGGAUCUGGCACACCCAGCUGCUCCCAGGUGGCCUCCAGGGCCUCAUCCUUAACCCAGUCUUCCGCCAGAACCUCCGAAUUGCCCUUCUGGGUGGGGGGAAGGCCUGGUCUGAUGACACAAGUCAGCUGGGACCAGACAAGCAUGCUCGGGAUGUUCCCUCACUUGACAAGUACGCCGAGGAGCGAUGGGAGGUGGUAUUGCACUUCAUGGUGGGCUCCCCCAGUGCAGCUGUCAGCCAGGACCUGGCUCAACUCCUCAGCCAGGCUGGGCUCAUGAAGAGUAGUGAACCCGGAGAGCCACCCUGUAUUACUUCUGCUGGAUUCCAGUUCCUGUUGCUGGACACCCCUGCCCAGCUGUGGUACUUUAUGCUGCAGUAUCUGCAGACAGCCCAGAGCCGGGGUAUGGAUCUGGUAGAGAUUCUGUCUUUCCUCUUCCAGCUCAGCUUCUCUACUCUAGGCAAGGAUUACUCUGUGGAAGGUAUGAGUGAUUCUUUGUUGAACUUCUUGCAACAUCUGCGUGAGUUUGGACUUGUUUUCCAGAGGAAGAGGAAAUCGCGGCGUUACUACCCCACACGCCUGGCCAUCAACCUUUCAUCUGGGGUCUCUGGGGCUGCUGGAGGUACUGUGCAUCAGCCAGGCUUCAUUGUCGUGGAAACCAAUUACCGGCUAUAUGCCUACACAGAAUCAGAGCUGCAGAUUGCCCUCAUUGCCCUCUUCUCUGAGAUGCUCUAUCGCUUCCCCAACAUGGUGGUGGCACAAGUGACCCGGGAGAGUGUGCAACAGGCCAUAGCCAGUGGCAUCACAGCCCAACAGAUAAUCCAUUUCCUAAGGACAAGGGCCCACCCAGUGAUGCUCAAACAGACCCCGGUGCUGCCCCCCACCAUCACAGACCAGAUUAGGCUAUGGGAGUUGGAAAGGGACAGACUCCGAUUCACUGAAGGCGUCCUGUACAACCAGUUCCUGUCGCAAGUGGACUUCGAACUGCUGCUGGCCCACGCGCGGGAGCUGGGCGUGCUGGUGUUCGAGAACUCGGCCAAGCGGCUCAUGGUGGUGACCCCGGCCGGGCACAGCGACGUCAAGCGCUUCUGGAAGCGGCAGAAGCACACUCGGGGGUGGGGGGCGGGGGCGGGAGGGCGGUCGCUGCGGACCCCGGCCCACGUGGUGGGGAGGCCGCGCGGGCCGGCCAGACACGCUGCAAAGGCGCCAGGCCUGCUCCUAGGGGCCGCGAGUGUCCAUCAUCCCCUGAAUCCCCGAGCCGCCGCCCUCGGUGCCCGCUGUCAGGGCCGACUCCACGGCGCGGCCUGCGCGGUACCCCAGCCCUCGCGGAGGGCUGCUAGGGGGAGGCAGGAAAUAAAGGGGUGUGACUCCCCGCGCGCGCCCCCGAUGCCUCACGUACCCCUGACCUCGUUCCGGCCCCCACUGUGGGGGCUGAGGCCUGCACGCGGCCUGGGGCGGCCCCGCUCCCUUUCCACGCACUCCGAGCCCCACGGCCCCUCCCUCUCUCGGAGGAACCGGGAGGCCAAACAGAAACGCCUGCGGGAGAAGCAGGAGGCGCUGGGAGCGGCCGUAACCCGGAAAAGCAAGUCACCUGCAGAGUCCAGUAAGGCAUGGAGUCCUAAGGAGAUAGUAUUUUAUGAAGUCCCAACAGAACCCGGUGAAAAGAAAGACGUGUCAGUACCCUUGCCUCCUGCUUACAGCCCCCGAUAUGUUGAGGCUGCUUGGUACCCCUGGUGGGUGCGAGAGGGCUUCUUCAAACCAGAAUACCAGACGAGGCUGCCCCAGGCUACGGGAAAGACCUUCUCCAUGUGUAUCCCACCUCCCAAUGUCACUGGCUCUCUGCACAUCGGCCAUGCACUGACAGUGGCUAUCCAGGAUGCCCUGGUGCGCUGGCAUCGGAUGCGUGGGGAUCGGGUACUGUGGAUCCCUGGCUCAGAUCAUGCAGGAAUUGCCACACAAGCUGUGGUGGAGAAACAACUGUGGAAGGAGCGGGGAGUGAGGAGGCAUGAGCUGGGCCGGGAGGACUUCCUUAGGGAGGUGUGGCAAUGGAAGGAGAAGAAAGGAGGAGAGAUCUGUGAGCAGUUGCGCACUCUGGGGGCCUCCUUGGACUGGGACCGGGAAUGCUUUACCAUGGAUGCGGGUUCUUCAGUGGCUGUGAUGGAAGCUUUUGUGCGACUCUACAACGCAGGGUUGUUGUACCGGAACCGUCAGCUUGUCAACUGGUCAUGCGCUUUGAGAUCAGCCAUCUCAGAUAUUGAGGUGGAGAACCGGCCUCUGCCAGGGCGCACAGAACUCCGGCUGCCUGGCUGCCCCACCCCUGUGUCUUUUGGCCUCCUUGUUUCUGUUGCCUUCCCUGUGGAUGGCGAGCCUGACGCAGAGGUGGUGGUGGGAACCACAAGACCAGAAACAUUGCCUGGAGAUGUGGCUGUGGCUGUUCACCCCGGUGACUGCCGGUACACACAUCUGCAUGGACGACACCUUCGUCACCCCUUGACGGGGCAGCUUCUCCCCCUCAUCACAGACCCUGCAGUUCAGCCGCAGGUGGGCACAGGAGCAGUGAAAGUCACUCCGGCUCACAGUCCUGCUGACGCUGAGAUGGCGGCCCGCCAUGGCUUGAGCCCCCUGACUGUCAUUGCGGAGGAUGGAACCAUGACCUCCCUCUGCGGGGACUGGCUGCAGGGUCUUCACCGAUUUGUGGCCCGGGAGAAGAUUAUGUGUGCCCUGAGGGAGCGGGGCCAGUUCCGGGGCCUCCAGGACCACCCUAUGGUACUGCCCAUGUGCAGCCGCUCUGGGGAUGUGGUGGAAUACCUGUUGAAGAGCCAGUGGUUAGUUCGCUGCCAGGAGAUGGGGGAGCGAGCUGCCCAGGCUGUAGAGUCUGGGGCCUUGGAGCUGUGUCCAUCCUUCCACCAGAAGAGCUGGCAGCACUGGUUCGCCCACAUUGGGGACUGGUGUGUCUCUCGGCAGCUGUGGUGGGGCCAUCGGAUUCCAGCCUACCUCGUCACUGAGGGGCAUGAGAAGCAGGAUGACAAGAAGGACUGCUGGGUGGUGGCGCGGUCCGAGGCCGAGGCCAGGCAGGCAGCGGCAGAACUGACCGGAAGACCAGGGACGGAGCUGACCCUGGAGAGGGACCCCGAUGUCCUGGACACUUGGUUUUCUUCUGCUCUCUUCCCCUUUUCUUCCCUGGGCUGGCCCCAAAAGACCCCAGACCUUGCACAUUUCUACCCCCUGUCACUUUUGGAAACGGGCAGUGACCUCCUGCUGUUCUGGGUGGGUCGGAUGGUCAUGCUGGGGACCCAGCUCACGGGGCAGCUCCCCUUCAGCAAGGUGCUCCUUCAUUCCAUGGUGCGGGACAGGCAGGGCCGGAAGAUGAGCAAGUCCUUGGGGAAUGUGCUGGACCCCCGGGACAUCAUCAGUGGUGUGGAGCUGCAGGUGCUGCAGACCAAGCUGAGAGAUGGGAACCUGGACCCCGCGGAGCUGGCCUUCGCAGCUGCAGCGCAGAAAAAGGACUUUCCUCAUGGGAUCCCCGAGUGCGGGACAGAUGCCCUGAGAUUCGCACUGUGCUCCCAGGCAGUGCUGGGGGGCGACCUGCACCUGUCUGUCUCCGAGGUCCUGAGCUGCCGCCAUUUCUGCAACAAGAUCUGGAAUGCCCUACGUUUUAUUCUCAAUGCUCUAGGGGAGAAUUUUGUACCCCAGCCUUCAGAGGAGCUGUCUCCCACCUCUCCUGUGGACGCCUGGAUCCUGAGCCGCCUGGCCCUUGCUGCCAGCGAGUGCGAGCGGGGCUUCCUCUCCCGGGAGCUCUCAGUGGUCACCCACACCCUGCAUCACUUCUGGCUCCACAACCUCUGUGAUGUCUACCUGGAAGCUGUGAAGCCAGUGCUGUUGCGCAAGCCCCGUCCGCCUGAGCCACCUCAGGUCCUGUUCUCCUGCGCAGAUAUCGGUCUCCGCCUCCUGGCCCCGCUGAUGCCCUUCCUGGCUGAAGAGCUCUGGCAGAGGCUGCCCCAAAGGCCAGGCGGCCUCUCCGCCCCCAGCAUCUGUGUUGCACCCUAUCCCAGUGCCCACAGCUUGGAGCACUGGCGCCAGCCUGAGCUAGAGCAGCGCUUCUCCCGGGUCCAGGAAGUGGUGCAGAUGCUGCGAGCUCUUCGAGCCACCUACCAACUCACCAAAGCCCGGCCCCGAGUGCUGCUGCAGACCGUGGAGCCCGGGGAGCAGGGCCUCUUCCAGGACUUCCUGGAGCCGCUGGGCACGCUGAGCCACUGUGGAGCUGUGAGCAUCCUGCCCCCAGGCGCAGCAGCCCCCGCAGGCUGGGCCCGGGCUGCCCUCAGUGAUACUGUUCAGGUCCACAUGGAGCUGCAGGGCCUGGUGGACCCUCAGACUCAGCUACCUCGGCUAGCCGCCCGAAGACUCAAGUUGCAGAAGCAGCUUGAUGGCCUCAGGGCCUGGACCCCGUCAGAAGGGGAGGCAGACACACAGAAGCAGCAUCGGCUUUCCGCUCUCCAGCUGGAGUUGUCAAAACUGGACCAGGCCGCCUCUCACCUCCAGCAGCUGAUGGAUGAGGCUCCCAGCCCCAGGGAGCUUUGAGCUCAGCUCAUACCCCUGGUCGUUGCCCUCCCUGGCUGGCGCAUCUGAGGUCACAGACUCCACGGUCCACCUUCAUUUUAUAAAUGAGGAAGUGGACCUGCUGGUGAAAGGCAGUGCGGAUACUGCCCGGCCCUCCUGUGCGGCCCGCCUGCCAGCGUAGGAAUGAGGAGACUCAGAUAAACUCAUCAAAUCUCACCUGUGUCUGCUUGCGGGCUUUUUGUCCUUUUGUCUGUUGGUAACCUUCUUACCUCUCCAGUGUUCCUUAAGUGCCUGGUCUGGGAAGAGAGGAAGAGUUCCUCUUAGGUCUUGACCCUGGGCUGCAUGGACGUGUGGGUGCUGGGUAGAAAUGACCUCAUUGGAGGAAGAACCUUCUAGAACUUGGUUCCAGUGCCCUGGCUGCUACCAGCCCUUCAUAGUCCACUUCUCAGCAGAUGGAAGCUUCCCUGCACUUGCCUUUCCCCAGAGAUGCUGAGAAAUGCUGGCCUUCCGCCAGGCCCCAGGGCCUGCAGGGUGUGCUGAGUCCUGUGUGCUUCCUGCCCUCUGUGCACCACCAGGGAAACACUCAGACACACAUGCGCAUGGAUGCGCGGAUAGCCACCCAGCCCUCCCAAACACCUUGAUUCAUCUCAGUGGAAUCCAGGGGCUUUGUCCUGCCAUGCCCACAUUGCAGCUGUCCAGCGCCUCUGGGGAGCUGUUUAUGGCAAGCCGUGGGUCCUUAGUCCUCCAUAGGGCUGGAUGUCCAUUUAGUCCUGCCUAGAACCUUCUGAGGGGAGAAGAAAUGGGCUCAGAGACUACAAGUAACCUGUCCAAGGUACCAACAGAGAUUUAACCCAACUUCUUGAGCCUAAUAACUUAGUUGCCCGCUCUAACUGAACGUUGAGGUGUAAUAGAUGAGAUGAGUGUUUUCCAUGCUGGGUGUAAGCAGUGCAGAACUCUACAGUAAUGGGGCUUCGCACCACUUCUCACCGCUGAACUACUCUCCCCCUGGGCUGCCCCACCCUGCUUCCUGUUGUGCCGGCCUGUGUGGGCCUCUGGGCCAGGGGACCAUGUUCUAGGGGUGUUCUGUCCACAUCCCUGCUUCAACUUGAGCUAAGAGGGCUGAAAUCAAAAUCUUGCUUAAACAUACACCUAGCUGGUGUCUGAUCUCUCCAUUACCAGUGAUAGUUGAGUGAGCCAAGUUAAGUUUCAAUUUCCUUAUUUGUAAAAUAAAGUAAUGAUACCUAUUAUGCAAU